Messenger RNA from Solanum verrucosum, 612 nucleotides. Its product is annotated as protein PLANT CADMIUM RESISTANCE 8-like. The transcript is spliced from 4 exons. The record is from RefSeq and is a predicted model, not a curated record. The coding region runs from base 39 to 518 and encodes 159 amino acids. Lineage: Eukaryota; Viridiplantae; Streptophyta; Magnoliopsida; Solanales; Solanaceae.
UAUCUUCUUCCUACUCAGACUCCAAAGCUUUAGAUACAAUGGGAAGAGUUGAUUCCUCUAAUGAAACUGAAAAUCCUCAGCCAGUCGGCGGUGUGCCAGGAACUCCAUGGAGCACUGGCUUAUUUGAUUGUCAUUUGGACCAAACUAAUGCUGCCAUGACAGCGCUUUUACCUUGUGUGACGUUCGGACAGAUAGCUGAAGUUCAAGAUGCAGGAGAAAUGACUUGUCCAUUGGGGUCUUUUAUGUACCUCUUGAUGAUGCCUGCUGUUUGCUCUCACUGGAUCAUGGGCUCCAAGUACAGAACAAAGUUGAGGCAGAGGUACAAUCUGGUGGAAGCUCCCUAUUCAGAUGUAGUUGCUCACAUCUUUUUUCCAUUUUGUUCACUUUGUCAAGAGUUCAGAGAGCUUCGUAUUAGGGGACUCGAUCCAACUCUAGGUUGGAAUGGCAUCGUUGCUCAGCAGCAACAUGGAAACCAGCAAAUGAAUCAAGCUCCCUCAGUACAAUGCAUGUACAAGUAAAUUGAAGAGUACUGAUUUUUGUUAUUGUUUAAAUUAAGGUUGUAAUUUUUAAUUUUUUACCAAAUUCUAUUCAUGUUUGAAGUUUAUAUCCUUU